AGAGAGUCUUCCAUUUUUUUCUCCUUCUCUUGUUGUCUUUUUUUCCUCCUCGUCCGACACAGGGCCCCUGCGAGCAAGGAGACCAGAGUCAUUGCCGGGCGCCGUCUCGCCCAUCUCGCCCUUGUCUUCUUGUCUUUUUUCUUCCUUUUGAAUCUCUUUGUUUCCAACUUUUUCUUACUCACCGGUUUCUUCGCUUUUGUCUCCCCUCAUUUCGUCUCUCCUUUCUCUGUCUUUGUUGGACUUCGAUCCUCCGUCUUCUUUCCGGACUCUCCGUUGUUCUCGCCGCCCUCACUUCCCCUUUCAUACCUAUUCGUUUCGUCUCUCGUGUGCUUUCUUUCUCCUUCUCUUUCCUUCCCUUUCUACCUCCUUCCCUCUCACUCUCUUUCCACCUCCUUCUUACGCCUUGCAUCUCGUUCUUUUCCUGUCAAUUCUCCUCACCUUUCUCUUCCGUCUCUUGCUCCUCGUCGCCUUCGCCUCUCUCGUCUUCGCCGCCGCCUUCUUCCCUUCUUCUGUUUUUCUUCUCUUUGCUCACUGUGUCUCUUCCCUCUCUCUUGUCCGUUUUUCUCUCUCUUCCGUCCUCCUCCACGUACGCCGGUUCUCCUCUCACCAUGGCAGGCUUCUCCUUGAGUCUGAAGAAGGCCUCAGCGCCGCCUAAUGCAGCCUCUUCUGCCUCGUCUGGAUCGUCGGGGUCUUCUUUCGCUGCUCCUGCUGCCUCAGCUUCUUCGGUGUCUGCGCUUUUCCAGGCUUCUCUGGAUGCGGAGGAGGAGGAGGCGAAGGCGGCUGAGAAAAAGGGCGUCAUGCAGUCUGUGCGUCUCGCCUCAGGACCGGACAGAAGGCACCAAGUCCAGCAACAGAAGGCCCUCGCUGAAGACUCCACGGUCUUCGCCUACGACGAGGUUUUCGAAAGGGUGAGCUCCGCCGUCACGAAGGAACGCGCGAAGAAGACGCCGAGAAUCUACCUUGGAUACAAGACAGGGCUGGAAGAGCUGCGCGACGCCGAACAGGGACAAACCGAGCCGCUCUCCAACGAUGGCCACAGUGCAGGCUGCGAAGGCGACGAGGCAGAGGCGCUUCCGGAGCCGGAAGCAGGCCUCUCUCCAACUCGCACGCGUCCGUCUGGAGACAAGUCGUUCGCCACUUACGGAGCGAAUCUGAACUGUGGGUUGAAUCUGGCAAGCCAGAGAGGAGUCGAAGGAGCGCUUUCAGCGCGAGAAAGGCGCGAGAAGGCGAGUGGCUUGGGAGAGGAAAGGGAAACUCCGAGUCUGCCUGCCUCGCGCUUCAUCUCCAAGUUGGUUGUGAGUGCCCGGAGGCGCGCCCUGGAGCGUGAAAUCGCAGAAGAGCGGCAGCUACAAAAGGAGCGAGCGGGGGACAAGAACGACGAAGUUUUCGUCACUUCUGCAUACAAGCAGCGACUGGAAGAGCGGCGCCUUCUGGCUCUCGAACUCGAAGAGCAGGAGCGGCGAGACCGGGAGAAUGCUCCCGAUAAACAGAGCGACUUGUCCUCUUUCCACGCCCACCUCCUGCGCUCGGGUCACGCCAGUCGGAGCGGCGGAGGCGAGCGAACUCCGAAUAUAGGCCGAGCCACACCCCCUCGCGGGAGAGGAAGCGAGGACGGAGUGGUGGCGCAGGGCGUCGGAGAGCAUGUCAAGCAGGAGGUGAAGAGGGAGAGGACGGAUGACCGGGGAGACCCGGAAGGGCAGGGCCUCAGGGACGCUGCGGUGCGAGGAGUUUGUGUGGGCGAGACGGAGCCGGAGAGAGAAGCAGACCUCGGCGAGAAGAAGAGACGUCUUCUGCAGGGGUCGGCGGCGACAGAGGAGGAAACCAGCAGUGGAAGCAGAGGACGCGGGAUGGAGGAGACGGCGGGCGGAGGCCCAGAGCGGAGAGAGGGGCAAGACGGCUCAAGAGCUGCGGAGACAGAAGAGGACGAAAAACAGAGUAGAGCGCGCCUGGAGGACCUGCUGCAACAGAAGAAAAGAGAAAAGCAACGCAAACUCGAGCAGGCAGCCGCGCCUCUAGGCGAGGACAAGCUCUCGGAAGCGAAACGCCGAUACCUUGAAAGAAAGCGGAAAGCAGCCGGUGGGGGCUGAGCGUUUGGCGACUGGCUUCAGUGAUGGGGUGUCUACAUCCCCUAGUGCCUACAUUAGAUUGCUUUUAAGGCUCUGAAUCUUCUCGUGUUCUUUGCCCAGACACACACUCAAAAUUUUCUACAUCCCGCGCAUCGCACCACGUACGGCCUGACCUCGUACGCCUCCAGCCAUUGUACCUAUGCAGUCUACUACAGUGUGGCGGAACAAAGUAGGCAGCGAAACGCGCUUUCCUUGCGUGAAUCACGCACCCUUUCCCAACCGAGCAGAUUCGAGUGCUCACGUUUCCCCUAGGCCCCCGCAUUGUCUCUCGCGCAAAACGAGUGUGAGCUCGUCUCCUCUUCUCCAGUCAGAAUUGUGGCGGAAGAAGUCUCGAGAAGAAAAGGCAAUUGGCUGUCAUCUAGAGCAGUGUAGACAUCGCUAAUGGAAACAGGAGAACACCAGUGCACACCAGGUGGGACUCGAACCCACAACCUUAGCCUUAGGAGGGCUACGCGCUAUCCAUUGCGCCACUGGUGCUGCGCCGCACGUCUGCACCUUGCGGUUAUGCGUUGCCGGGUUUGCUCCCUUUGUUUCUCAUUUUCAUGAAUGGUACGUGAGCUCUCAAUGAAGUGGGUGCUGUUUCGGUGGCAACUGGCCAAUCGUUUCGCGUCGCUCAAGAUGUUCUGGAGCAUCAAUCCGGAAGCUCUCGGGAGCCGUGCCUCCGUUACCGAGCCCGGUGAACGGGGAAAGUGAUCUUUGGCACUUCGGGGUCCUCGCAACUGGAUCCUGUGGUCUCGCGGUCCGUCUCGUUCAGUGCUAGAAUGCUGACGUAGUCUCGUUUUCUCGCGACUGAGUAAGUUCGCGCAAUGCAUUUUGCAACUGGUGCGUUCAUCCCGUUACGGUCACGCCCAAUCGAACGGUUCCACAGCGUGGUGGCCAGUAUCGAGCGUUUCCCGGUGGGAUGUUAUGAGACUCGUUCUCUUCGGGUUUUCCGAUAUCUCGGAUGUCUGCGAACAGUACGGUGGUUAUCCGAACCACUUUUCUUGUGACGAGCUAAUGUGAACAGACCAGCCCG
This is a messenger RNA of Toxoplasma gondii ME49, 3141 nucleotides long. RefSeq lists its product as hypothetical. The record is from RefSeq and is a predicted model, not a curated record. The coding region runs from base 609 to 2087 and encodes 492 amino acids. The transcript has 2 exons. NCBI's taxonomy places the organism in Eukaryota, Apicomplexa, Conoidasida, Eucoccidiorida, Sarcocystidae. Gene Ontology annotation, biological process: regulation of alternative mRNA splicing, via spliceosome.